GAAAUACAGGUGUGUGCAAGUCCGACCAAGCUUUCCUUAUUUAACUAGAGGACCAAUCGGCCAGUUUGAUGUUGGCCGACACAGACCUCAACAUGCACCAAAUUGACGAUUCUCUCAGCCCCAACAAAAAUUUAUCUCAGUUCCCUGCUCCAAGUUCACAAUCUGGUGUUACAGAACCAGCUAUAAUAACUCCACCAGAUAUAGUUAUUGACAAACCAACAAGCCUAACAACAAUCGUGCCAACAAAUCUACCGGAUCCUCAGAAAAACGUAUCUUCAAUUGUCCGGGCAGGUGAUGUUAUAAAACAAUUAGCAGAAUUACCUCAAAAUUUGAAGGAAAACAAUUUUGAAAUUCUUAUUUUAAAUGCAGACGAAGAUAAUAGUGAGUGUAGAAAUAUGAAAAAGCAGUUGCAAAAACACGCAUGCUAUAAGAAUAAAGACAGCGUGAGGAAACCUAUGGUAGAAGUGAUGAGCGACUACAUGGUGCUAAACGAAAUCGGCCAGCAAAACUUGGAUGUUGCUUUGAGCAAAGUGCUGGUUGUCCUAGUGUACAUCACUCAAAACUUUUCUAAAUGUACUUUUCUAAGCCAUGUGUUUUUACAAGAAGCUAUUAAAAAUAAGAGUUUGAUUUUUAUUCCGGUAAUAGUUGGAACUGUUCGUUGUGAAUUACCGGCAUUAAUGAGAUCUCUUCGAAGACUGAAAUAUCUGAAUGGGAAUAAACAUGAUGCAACAUUUUUUGAAUCAAUUAAAAAAUUGUUAGAAAAUAAUACCAAGAAAUUAGACGAAAGAGAUAAGAAAUUAUACAUGGAUCGUCUCACCUAUCUGAAAACAAAAAGCGAAGAUUUAACUUUAAUAAACGCUGUGAUACAUCACCUGGAUACUAAGAAUGAAACUUUCUAUGAUCUCUCUGCUGAUGGAGGAGCUUCACCUACUGAAACCAAUAUGGCCGGCUGUGCUGAUAGUGAUAUUGUGAUUGAUGCAGAACCUGCUUCUGAUGAAGAGACAGGAGAUGCUAACUUGGACACACUUCAUCCUGUCGAGAGGUUGAAAAAUUCUAGCUUGGACUUAAAUCAGCCGGUCUAUCCCGAACACUUAAUGACUUUCAUAGAUGCCGUUAUUAUCACGCAAGAUGCUGAUUUGACUAAGGCAAGAGAAUUCAAGGACAAUUUUGACGCCAAUACAGCAUCGUUUAUCAAAGGUGGCUUAAAUACAGAGGUUUUUCAGGACUUUAUUUGCCCUUCUCACCAAUUUGACGCCUUAGACUAUGCGGUGAGAAACGCAACUUUUGUGUUAUUGUUCUUUCAUAAGAGAUCGCGAGAUGAAAUAGAGAGUGUGUUCACGGCGCAUGCGUGUUUAAUCGAGAUGCUAAAAAAUGGCGGCUCGUGGCGGAUGUACAUAAUCUCGACCCAAAAGAAUAUAGAUCUGCCCAUAAUGCUGAGAUCUCUAAAAACAUUUAAUCCAAACGAUAAGAACUUUUGGAUAUUCAUAAAAAAACUAGUUCAUCAAAAACAGCACAGUAUUUUACAUAAAAGAGCUGAGUUAGAAGACAGACAACGGGAAUACAUCAACAGUUUAAAUAGGGUAAUUUUGAAGGAGAGUGUCUUAAAUCACUCAACAGAUAGUGAAACAACACAAGACGAUAUAGAAACAGGGCUUAAUUCCACCAUUCAACAGCUUAAUUUACGAUAAUUAUUAAAACCAUGUGCCCAGCGAAUGCUGAAUGUACUUACUAUCUGUGUAUAUGGUCUGUCGUCACUCACGCUAGAAAAUGUACAUUUGUGUUUUUUUAAUGAGAUAAACCACGUAUAUAUUAAUAACCACAAUGCCUGCUGCUUCAAUGAUUUCAACAUUUGGACAUUUAGUUCCAUAUUAUUUCUUCUGUUAAGAUCUGUGCAAGCAGAUUUGACAUGAUAUUAUAAUAUAGGUAUAUUAAAUAUUUUUGCGUCAUCUUCACCAACAACAAAAAAAUAAAAAAAAUUAAAAAAAAAAUCUUUCAAACUGUUUCGGUCCACGAACUUUAUGACCAUUCCUCAUCUGAUAUUUAACGUCUGUCAACUCAGUUAUGGACAGCCUCUGUCAUCUGGAGUUCUUAGAAACACGGGCCCUUAUAUAGCAGCUAUACUACAUUAGUAAAAAAAAGAUGUGAUUCCGAUUUAUUGGAUCUCAGAAAAAUGUUGCAUGACACUGUAUCAAGUAUUGAAAUUGAUUCAUAGACAUGUCUAUUUGAUUGCCUUAGAUUACAAAAGACUUUUAUGAAAUACCUUUAUUUUAGAUACCAAAAUAUGACUGUAUGAUUUGUAUAUUUAUGUGAUAAAUAAAAAA
This is a messenger RNA of Physella acuta, 2321 nucleotides long. RefSeq lists its product as uncharacterized. NCBI's taxonomy places the organism in Eukaryota, Metazoa, Mollusca, Gastropoda, Physidae. The record is from RefSeq and is a predicted model, not a curated record.